AGAGUUAAAACGUGUUUUCGUGCGGGUGUAGUGAUAGCUUGGCUUUUGUUCUGCCGUCGUUUAGAGUGAAGUGUCGGCAUUUUAGAACGUGAACGUGAAGUGUACUGCGAAGUCAACGACAACGUUGCAGUGGUAAAUAAUAAUACCAGCAAGAGCGAAAUUCUUGGAGUGAACAGCGACAGAGCUGAAAUAGCGUCGGCAGCGCGGUUAGUGUUAACAGUCGCAGCGGCAGCACAAAUCGUGGAUGUGUAGUAUUUUACGUGCGGUUUAUUCUGCAUUUUGCUGCUUAUUCGCUGUCGUAGAAGUUUGAAGUUAGUUGUAUUAAAGAUUUAUUCGUUGACAGCCAAUGAAAAUUUAUGCUCAUUCWAGCACUUAGACCAUAGUUACGUGAAACAAGCAUACAAUUCCUAUGCGCGUUGAGUUAAACUAAAAAUUCCAUAUGAAUUCGUUUCAUAACAUUUGAAACAGCUUAAAUAAAUAGAAGCCAAUAAAUUAUAGCACCUACACCAUGCCCAGACAUAAAUUGUUGCACACACACUAUCAGCUGUUCGCGUUUGCGCUUAUCAGCAUUGCACCGUUAAUCAGCUCUGAAACAAAUCGCCCGCCUGUCUUCACUCAAGUACUCAACAACAUUGUAUUGGAGGAGAAUGCAGCUGUUGGCACAGUGGUCGCUCAGUUGCAGGGCUACGAUCCGGAGGGUAGUAAUGUGACUUUUGGUGCCAUCGGUUCGGAGCACUUUGAAGUGGACCCCAUAACGGGCGUUAUUAAAUUAAUAAAACCUUUAGAUCGUGAGGAAAAAGACAGUCUACUGUUUUAUGUCACGAUACGUGAUCGUGUCAAUCCCGAUGGCGAAUCCGAACAGGAUAAUAUCGUACAAGUGCCAAUCACCAUAAUUGUGCUGGACGAAAAUGAUAAUCCACCAGAAUUUCAGAACACACCAUACGAGACAGAUGUGAAUGAGGACGCCGCCAUCGGCACAACCAUCUUCAAUCAAAUACUCGUAACAGACCGCGAUACCAUCGGAGAGAGUCUCGACCUCAAAUGUCUGCCGCAAGAGCAGAGUCCAGAGGCGUGCAACAAAUUCCGUUUGGAGCCAUUAUCGCGUGAGCCAACCGUCUUAAAGGCGGCYGUUGUGCUGAAUGACACGCUGAAUUAUAAUCAACGCAUGAUUUAUCACUUUCAAAUUGAAGCGACGGAUGGUGUACAUAAAUCACAAACGAAUUUCGAAGUCCGUGUCAAGGAUGUCCAGGAUAAGCCGCCUGUAUUUCAGGGCUCCUUGUCGGCGGUCAUCGAUGAGGAUAGUCCUAUUGGUACGUUGGUGCUGAAGGUGCAGGCGCGCGACGGCGACACAGGCGAACCGAGGAAAAUCGUUUACGAUUUGUUAACGAAUCCUAUGGACUAUUUCUUACUGGAUGAGAAAAGUGGUGAACUACGUACAGCCAAACCUUUAGAUCGCGAGGCACUUCCCGACAGCACCGGCCUGAUAACACUCACUGUUAGGGCCCGUGAACUCGUCAAUGGCACCGCCAGCAGUGACGCACUGACAAGUACYACCGCUCAGGCCACCAUAACCAUACGUGAUGUGAACGAUUCACCGCCUACCUUCAAUAAGAAGGAAUAUGAAGUUUCACUGCAAGAGAACACAGCACCCGAGAACACAGCACCCGGUACGCCACUCGCGCUCGACAUGAAUGURACAGAUCAUGAUGUUGGCAUCAAUUCGAAAUUCUCGUUACGCUUGGAUGAUGUAUCCGGCGUAUUUGAGGUGGAACCGAAGUAUGUAAAUGGUUUCUCACAAGUCAACAUACGUGUCGGCAACGGCACACUGGACUAUGAAAAUCCCAAUCAACGUAAAUUUAUUGUGCUCGUCAUUGCCGAGGAGACCGAUACGAAACCGAAAUUAUCCUCCACAGCCACCAUUACCAUAACCGUAUUGGAUGCCAACGAUAAUAAGCCAAUGUUCGAGCAUGAAUCAUAUUCGGCAAGCAUAUCGGAAGCGGCUGCACCCGGUCAAUAUGUUACCACCAUCACAGCGAAAGAUGUCGAUUCGGGUCAAUAUGGUGAUGCGGGUAUACGUUAUAGUCUAUCGGGCACCGGUGCUGAACUCUUUCACGUUAAUGAACAAACUGGUGUAAUAACAUUAGCCGAUUGCCAAGCAACGGUGGCUGUCGGUGCAGAUGGACGUGCCGGUCGGCAGCGACGUCAAUUGCACACGCAAACCGAUGCGACAGAUUACGCAUCGCUCUUAUCGCUCCUCAAUAUGGAUAACUACAGUCAAAUGCCAUCAACCGCCACAACAUCGACGGAGGAGGUUGAUAAUGAACAGCCCAAUGCUGCACUUUUUAAUGCGCUCGAUAUCAAUACAGAACCAACGGUAGAGUAUAAAGUCGUUACACAGUCGGAAGCACGCAGCAGCAUUAACGAUGUCAUUAGCGAAACAGCAGCUACAGCACCAACAGCAGUGGUGCCCACCCAUUUGCCGACAAUGUUGGAAAAUAGCGCAACAGCCACGGUCCGCCCUACGACGCCAACAAGCCAAGCUGAGAUAGUCCGACGAGCUGAGGUGCCGCGUACGUGCCUUGACUAUGAAACGGAGACCACGUACUUUCUGUCAUACAAAGCAACCGACGACGGCGGUCAAGGCCAAACAUCGGUGGUGCCGCUGCGUAUUUCAGUAACCGAUGCGAAUGAUUCGCCGCCGGUGUGUGAGAGUCCRUUGUAUCGCGCCGCUGUUGAYGAAGGCGCACACGUGUUCGAUUCGCCGUUGGUGGUGAAGGCGCGCGAUGCUGACACUAUUUCGGACAUAACCUAUCGCAUUAUUGGUGAUGAACAWAUCACAAGUGUUUUCGCCAUCGAUCGRCGUACGGGCCAAAUAACGGUACGUCCRAAUGCAACACUGGAUGUAACKUAUCUGAAGCGCGAUUAUUUGGUGUUUGCCGUCGAGGCGAAUGAUGGCGUUUUCACUACAAAUUGUGGUGUGAAUAUAACGGUACGUGAUGUGAAUAAUCAUGCGCCRCGCUUCCUUGCCGCUGAGUAUUCGGCAGUGGURGAGGAGAAUUCGGAAAUCGGCACCAGUGUCGAGAAGCUGCAAGCYGAGGAUUUAGAUUCGGGCAUAAAUGCGGAGAUCAGAUACCGCAUUGAGCAUGGCAGCUUCAAUGAUUUCCGCAUUGAUGAGCGUACCGGYGAUGUUUUUGUUUCGCGCAAACUGGAUUAUGACCGUCGCAAUACCUAUCACAUCGAAGUGCUCGCAACCGAUUUGGGUACCCCAAGUCUUUCGGGUACAACUACGCUAAUGGUAAACAUAAACAACAGCAACGAUAAAGAUCCAUACUUUACCCCGGCAACGCAGCAUGCGGAGAUACCCGAGGAUGCGCCUGUUGGCACUUUAGUUCACACUCUCAUCGCACUCGAUCCAGAUGUGCCCACCUACAGCGCUCUGGAAUUCGCAGGCACAGAUGUUGUCGCCAUCGAUAAGGACGGCAAAGAGGUGCCAAAUAGUGAACAGUUCAAAGAAUACUUUACCAUAAAUCGCAAGGGUCAGGUGAUCGUGAAUAAGGCGCUGGAUCGCGAUCUCUUUGCGGUCAUAAGAAUUAGCGUACUUGUUACGGACAGCACGGCGCCCACUGUGCAACAAGGACGUGGUUUGCUCAACAUACAAAUCACCGAUGUCAACAAAACACCACCGAAAUUCAAUCCACCAUGGACUGCCGAAAACCCUGUAAUCAAGCUACAAAUGAUCGAGGAGCAACCAAUCGGCUCAGUUUUGACAAUACUACAAGCUUAUGACGAUGACUCCACUAUUGGUGAAUAUAACAUAACACCAAAUGCAUAUUUCACCAUCAACAAGACGAGCGGUGUGAUCACCUCAACAGCGCGCAUUGACUAUGAAACACUGAAAGAGGUGAAAUUCAUUGCCACAGUGAGCGAUACCGGUGUACCGUCACUCACAUCGACCGCUGAAGUCACCGUCGAUAUCAUCAAUUUGAACGACAACGAGCCACACUUUAGCCAAACUGAGUAUCAUUUCAAUGUGACGGAGAAUUCACCGCGCGGCACAGUUGCCGGCAAAGUGGAGGCCUUCGAUGCUGAUAUUGGCACCUUCGGCGAAAUAACUUAUACGCUAAUUGGCGAGUAUAAUAAAUAUUUCAGCAUUGAUGCAUACACCGGCAGCAUAAUGGUGGCCGACGCAACGAUACUCGAUCGUGAGAAGAUUAGCGAAAUCACCUUGACGGCGGUGGCGCAGGACAAAGCGCCGACUACGGUGCAGAAAUCGGCAACAGCGGCGAUUCAUAUCAACGUGCUGGAUGUCAAUGAUAAUGCACCGAUUUUCACACAAACUCAAUACACCACAACGCUGGCUGAGAAUGCCGCCGUUAGUCCGCCGGCUGCAUUGCUGCAAGUGAAGGCGCUCGAUGCGGAUGAGGGUAUAUUCGGCGAUGUGCGUUAUUUCAUUACCGAUGGCAAUGAGCAGGGACUCUUCCGGCUGGACGCGCAAACCGGCAUUAUCUAUCCAGCGCAAAGCUUGAGUGGCAAGAAGGGUGUGUAUGCAUUGGAGGUUGUCGCACGUGAUACACAGGGCUCGGGCACAAUGGAGAGUCGCACGCGAGUGCUGAUCACAGUAAUGGGUGUGAAUCAUUAUCGGCCGGUAUUCGUGAUACCAGCGCUGUCGAAUGCCACCAUCGAGAUACCCGGUGAUAUUGUACAACAAGAUUAUCUGCUGAUAACCGUUAAGGCUACCGACAAUGACACCGAUGAGAAUGGCGUGCUCUCCUAUCAUUUACAAGUGAACAAUGAGAAUGUGCAGGAGACCGAUGAGUUCCGCAUCGAUGCAGCAACCGGUGAAUUGCGCACGAAGCGCGAGUUGAAUCGCAAGGAGCGCGCAAACUAUGACAUCAUUUUGGUGGCUCGUGAUGCUGGCAAUCCCACACCAUUUGAAACAUUACGCUUCCUUAGCAUUAGUAUUGUUGACGCCAAUGAAAAUCGUCCYGAAUUUCCGGAUGCUGCAAAUCCUUAUAAAAUCUCGAUCAAGGAGAAUAGUGGCCGCGAUGUCAAGAUUGGACGCAUACAGGCUACGGCGCGUAGCAAACACAAUAGGGAUGUCUAUUACUAUUUGUUGUUGGGCAAUGAAGAUAAUGCUUUUGUUGUGGAUAAAGCAACUGGCGAUAUUUACACGAACAAGAGUUUGGACAGAGAGGAUACCGAUUUCUACACACUUUACAUACUUGCAAGUAUCAAGUCAGACUUACAUAUAUCGGAAGAGGAGCGCGCUUCAUUUUCAAUAAAAAGCCUUGAACGUGACAAUACGGUGGCGAAAGUGUGGAUAACGGUACUCGAUGAAAAUGACAACGCGCCAAUAUUCGAAAAAGAGGUCUACUAUGCCGGCGUCAACGCCAAGGCGGCCGUUAACAGUGUCAUAACCGUUGUAAAUGCUACCGAUGCGGAUGAAGGCAARAAYGCCAAAAUCGAGUAUAUGAUUGUUGCUUCGAAUCUUUACAAAUUUGGCGCCACCAAGGCAACAGGUUCCAUAGUGCCAAGUCCAUUCUCAAUUUCCGCCGAUGGCCGCAUCACUACCGCCGCUUUCAUGGCUGAAUACAAUCAAGAUCGCUUUGAGCUGGAAGURAUUGCCAAAGAAUUGGAGCAACCACAGCAAAGCACACGUACCAAAGUCUAUGUAUGGGUAUUUGACUCCACGCAAUUAGUGCGUGUGAUACUCUCACGUCCGCCCGAGGAGGUGCAUCAAGAGCAGGAGGAAAUCAUCGCUGAAUUGCGCAAUGCAACKCAACAUCGCAUCAUUGUCGAUGAGAUACGCUAUCACGUGGAUGCCAUGGGCCGCAUACGCAUGGAUUGGUGUGAUUUAUUUUUCCAUGCUGUCGAGCCGCAUACGCAACAAAUCGCCGCUGUCGAUGAAAUAUUAAAAGUUAUCGAUGCGAAUUAUGAUUACCUGCGGGACUAUUAUGCYGGUUUUGCUAUUGAGAAUGUUGUGCCCGCUUAUAUCACUAUCGUGCAAGAUGAAUUUGAUUUGGCGGUGGCUGGUUUGGUGGCUUUGGUCAUUGUGCUCUUUGUGGGCGUCAUCAGUUUUGUUGUGCUGUGUUGUUGUCUCAAGCAUUGGAACCUUUCCGUGCCCGUAGAAAAUCGCCGCAAAGAGGCUUUAAUUAAGAAACAAAUAAUAGAGGACUUGAMUACCACAGAGAAUCCUUUGUGGAUAGAACAAAAACUCAAACUCUACGAGGAGCAAGAGUUGACGAUGCAGGUCUUCUCUGAACCCGACCAUAUUUCGAACUCGGAUUCACCAGCUCAGCUGGAGCACCAUGUGCCACAUCAUAGUGUUGUUGACAACACCUAUGCCACAAUACAGCCACGUAACGGUAAUCACAGCAAUCACGGCUUGAACAGCACAAGUGUGCAUAAUGCUGACAAUGUACUUGGUGUCAAUAUGAGCAAUAGCAAUGCGCUGGGACGUGUUCACGAUGCACAUAUUAAUGAAUUUGCCGAUUAUGCGACGUUGCGCAACAAUCGAGCGCCAUCGAUGUAUGAAUUCACUGGGUCCACUUUCCAAGCGCCCAUACGUGAGGGAGACGAUGCUGUGGCCGAGCUCAUUUAAAAUUCAACCCAUGCCAUGUGUAGAAGAACUGUGUAUAUGUAGAUCGUGUAAACGCUGGCAUUUACAGUUAAAAUAAUUACUUUUAAGUUAUUUUGUAAAUUACCAAUUGGCAUACAAUAUUGCUACCGAACAACUUGACACAUUACGAGCAAGAUAUUGCACAUUCAAGCAAAAUAUGAAUAGAAAAAUAAUUUUU
Bactrocera latifrons is the source of this 6797-nucleotide messenger RNA. Its product is annotated as cadherin-87A. The transcript is spliced from 27 exons. Lineage: Eukaryota; Metazoa; Arthropoda; Insecta; Diptera; Tephritidae. The record is from RefSeq and is a predicted model, not a curated record. Gene Ontology annotation, biological process: homophilic cell-cell adhesion. Bases 509 to 6601 code for a protein of 2030 amino acids. Gene Ontology annotation, cellular component: plasma membrane. Gene Ontology annotation, molecular function: calcium ion binding.